AUGGCAUUCCUUAAGAAGCUCACUCUUUUCGCCGCCUUCGCCUCCCUGGCCGCGGCUCUUCCCCACGGCGUUCGUCCCACGGCCACCGUGACCCUCACCCCAGUCAUUGCUACCACCACUACGGCUACUUCUACCUCUACUACCGCCACUGCUGCCGCCACCAGCACCAGCACCGGUACUAGCACCAGCUCCAGCUCCAGCAGCACCAGCAGCGGUAUCAACAUCAUCAACAACCUCAACCAAACCGUCUACCUGUGGUCCACCUCCGACACCAGCAGCGACAUGCAGACCCUGACUUCCGGCGGCGGCACCUACACCGAGCAGUGGCGCACCAACUCCGACGGCGGCGGUAUCUCCAUCAAGAUGUCCACUACUACCAGCGAGAGCAGCGUCCUGCAGUUCGAGUACACCGAGAGCGACGGUACUCUCUGGUGGGAUCUGUCCUCUAUCAACCUCGACUCGGACUCGGAGUUCAUUUCGUCCGGCUUUGCUGUUAGCACUGACGACUCGAGCUGCUCUAAUGCGUCGUGCGCGGCCGGUGAUACUGAUUGCUCGGAUUCGUAUCAGCAACCUGAUGACGUGGAUACUCGUAGCUGCUCGUCGUCUGCCGCGUUCACUAUGACCAUUGGUUAA
Messenger RNA from Penicillium cataractarum, 633 nucleotides. RefSeq names its product Secreted thaumatin-like protein calA. Lineage: Eukaryota; Fungi; Ascomycota; Eurotiomycetes; Eurotiales; Aspergillaceae. The transcript has a single exon. The record is from RefSeq and is a predicted model, not a curated record. The coding region runs from base 1 to 633 and encodes 210 amino acids.